Messenger RNA from Rhopalosiphum padi (bird cherry-oat aphid), 3532 nucleotides. RefSeq lists its product as uncharacterized. Gene Ontology annotation, molecular function: nucleic acid binding. The transcript has 2 exons. Bases 796 to 2496 code for a protein of 566 amino acids. The record is from RefSeq and is a predicted model, not a curated record. Lineage: Eukaryota; Metazoa; Arthropoda; Insecta; Hemiptera; Aphididae. Gene Ontology annotation, biological process: DNA integration.
AUUACGCAUAAAUGUAAAUAACAUUAUAACACCGAAUAUUUCUCUCGCAGGUAGAAUAUUAUCUGCCGUCGAGAAGACCGAAUCUAUGCAUCCUAUAUUAUACAGAUUCACACGUACGGCGAUGAACAGUGACGGAAGAAGACACCGCUUUCGUGUUUUAUCAAAUAUGUGGCGUCUCCGUUUUACAUAAGUGAAUCGACCAGUCAUGAAACUAGAGACUGUGUCUGACAUAUCCUCGGACGCAUUCCUCGCCGCAUUGGACAGAUUUGUUGCUCGGCGUGGGAUUCCCAACAGCAUGUAUACAGAUUGCGGCACAAAUUAUGUGGGUAUGUGGGUAAUAUCAUCAAUAAAUGGAAAAAUUUUACAACGGAGUUACCUGCGUUGUCUUUAUUAUCGCUUUCUCGAUUUAUUGAUGUAUGCUCAUCAAAAGCCAUCCAGUUAUUAGGUUUUGCGGAUGCGUCAAAAAAGGGAUAUGCGGCUGUGGUAUACUUGAGAGUCGUCGACGUGCAAGAUGAGGUCACGGUGCAUUUCCUUACAUGCAAAACAAAAGUCGCACCUCUAAAAGCAUCACAAACGGAUGAAUCACUUACAAUACCCCGACUGGAGUUGUGUGCUGCGUUAUUACUUGCGCAAUUACUAUCUCAUCGUGCUUCGUGAUAUUGUAACGGUAGAUUGUGUUCGAGCUUGGAGCGAUUCUACCAUUGUAUUGGCGUGGCUUAACGGGGAUCAAAAACAGUUCAAAAUAUUCAUUACAAAUCGAGUUUCAAAAAUUCACUCACUUCUGCCACAUUGUGAAUGGUCUCAUGUACGAUCAUCAGAAAACCCAGCAGAUCCUGCAUCUCGAGCCCUCGAGGCAUGUUAUCCGAAGAACUUCUUACCAAUCGGUUACAUUUAAAUGGUCCAGAGUUUCUGCAAGAUCCCAACGAUCAGUGGCCAAGUUUGAUACCGAACGAGUUUUCAAUUGAACAGCUUCCAGAUGUUAAAACCUCAGUUAAAAAUGUUUUUCAUGUUCAGGACAAUAUUCAACCUACGGAGGUGAUCAGCCGUUUUUCCACGUUAACAAAGAUGCAACGUGUGUUAGCGUAUUGUUUUCGCUUUGCCCGUCGUCGACAUAUUCCGAAGAGCAGCGGACCAAUUACUCGGAUGGAGUACGACCGUGCAUUGAGCGCUGCUAUUUUAUGUACGCAACUGACUUAUCUAUCGGGUCUACACAAACAGAUAAAAAAUCAAGAUUCCAUCACUCCUACAACGACAGCCCAGCUAGCUCCUUUUAUCGAUGAGAAGGGAAUCAUUCGGGUCGGCGGAAGAUUGAAACGUGCAUUAUUGGAUGAAGAUGCUAAACACCCAAUCCUUCUGCCUCAAAAGACUCAUCUGACGGAGCUUAUCAUUCGACACUAUCAUCACAUCUCGCUACAUGGUGGAUCAAGAUUAGUACUUGCGAUGAUACAUCAACAAUUUUGGAUUAUUUCUGGUCGAACAGCCGUUCGUAACUUCACCUAUUCAUGUAUCCCUUGCACUAAAUUUAGGAGUAUGAACCCAAAACCUUUUAUGGGGGAUUUUCCAGCUGUUAGACUAACUGCAAACCGACCAUUUUUCGAUGUUGGGAUGGAUUACGGCGGGCCUUUCGUGGUUCGUGAGAGUCGACGUCGCGGUGCGCGUAGCAAUAAGAUAUAUUUAGCAGUAUUCGUAUGCAUGUCAGUAAAGGCUGUGCAUUUGGAGACUGUGUCUGACAUAUCCUCGGACGCAUUCCUCGCCGCAUUGGACAGAUUUGUUGCUCGGCGUGGGAUUCCCAACAGCAUGUAUACAGAUUGCGGCACAAAUUAUGUGGGUGCAGCAAAACAAUUAAAGCAAUUAUUUGACAAAGCUUCCAAUCAGCAUGUUUUAUAUGGUCGUAUACCUUGCAAGUGGCACUUUAAUCCCCCGGGGGCCCCACAUUUCGGCGGUAUAUGGGAAGCUGCCGUAAAGAGCGCAAAAACCCAUUUGAAAAAGGUGAUCGGUGCUCAGAUAUACACUAAUGAAGAAUUUACAACUCUCAUAACGCGGAUCGAAGGCGUGCUGAACUCUCGGCCGAUGUUACCGCUGUCAAGUGAUCCAAACGACCUAGAGGUGUUGACCCCCGGUCAUUUUCUAAUUGGGCAACCACUACUAUCACUGCCAGAAGAAAAUGUAGUAGAUACUCCAACUAACCGUCUAAAUCGUUGGCAAUUACUCCGUCAAGCUCAUCAGUCUUUCUGGCAUCGUUGGAGCAACGAAUACUUACACACCCUCCAAGGAAGACAAAAAUGGUACAAGCAGACACCAAAUUUAGCCGUUGGAGAUCUUGUGGUCAUCAACACACCAUCACGACCACCCAUGUCCUGGCAAAUCGGUCGAAUCAUCCAGGUGCAUCCAGGUGCAGAUGACAUUGUACGUGUAGCGACUGUCAAAAUACAGGAGGGAACUCUGACCCGUCCUGUGGUCAAGUUGGUGAAACUACCGGUUGAUCCAAAACCCUAAAAGGCACCCAUUGACGAUAUCCUUAUCAUUUUUUUUUUCUCCUUGUUAUAUUAUUAUUAUAUAUAUUUUUUUUUUGUUUUUAUAUAUUUAUAUGUAUUUUUUUGAAAGUCAUCCUUUCAAAAGGCGGGAGGAUGUUCGUACCAGAUAUCGCCAGAGCGCGCCAGCUAAUUGGUAAUUAAUUAAAUUUGAUCCGGUUGCUGGUGCGCCUGCGCUGUUUGUCUCGGUGCCCCGUUGCGCCGUCUCUCUUGGGCCAGUCUGUCAAAAGUGUCGUUACGACUCCGACAUCGGUCGUCGCCUUUGUUAUAUAUAUAUAUUUUUUUUGCCAUCGGUGGCAUAGUGUUUGUUGGUGCGUGGCCACUCGAGGCGAUGCGUAUUUUGUGACGCGGGCGAUUUGGUUCUCAAUUCCGUAGAAACGGUAUUCGGUCAAUUCCGACGUAGCGGAAUUGAGACCAUUUUUUUGUGCACACGGACGCACACAUAUAUAUUUAUAUAUUUAUUCUACACCAGCGCGGGCGGUGAUAGUAUUAAUAUAUUAUAGUGUGCCUUUUUUAUGGUGCACCGGGCACCAUCGUCAGUGGUACUUCGUUCGUGUUCUUUUAACAUCAUUGGUGUCGUUAUAUAUCGCGCGCGGGUGCGAAGUGCAUUGUAUCGGGCCGUUCUACACGUGGGUUGCGGGACCUGCAGUCAACAACUUUCCAGUCAAUAUUUUGAAGGUUAUGGUGCGGUUGGCGAUACGGUCACGGUAACGUGUUAUCACUUGUGAUACGCGAUAUUUCAUAUACGAGUAUAUGUUUUUUUUUUUUUUUAUAUUAUCAAUUUGAGUUGUUAUUAUAAUCAACAUUAUUAUUCUUUUAUUAUCAUUUAUUACGUAUUUAUUAUCAUUAAUUGGUUCAACUCUUAGUAUUAUUAUAACAUUUGGUAUUAUAUAGUAGGUGGGCGCCUACUCCCCAAUAUUAUCUUUGUAAAUUACAUAAUGAUUAUUAUUUUGAUGUGUGUGAUGUACGUUUAUGUGUAAUACAGUCCACUGAAUUUUUAU